AUGGUCCCACCAAAUGGAAUGAACAGCAGUGCCACAUUCACCCUCUCUGGCUUCUCAGAUUACCCAGAAUUGCAAGUUCCCCUCUUCUUGAUAUUUCUUACCAUCUACAGCAUCACGGUGGUAGGGAAUAUCGGCAUGAUCCUCAUAAUCAGAAUUAACCCCAAACUGCACACCCCCAUGUACUUCUUCCUCAGACACCUCUCCUUUGUGGAUUUCUGCUACUCCUCCAUCAUUGCUCUCAAGAUGUUGGUGAACCUACUUGCAAAAGACAGAACCAUUUCCUUUUUAGAGUGUAUAAUACAGUACUUUUUAUUUUGUACUUUUGUGGUAACUGAAGCGUUUUUAUUGGUGGUGAUGGCCUAUGAUAGGUUUGUGGCCAUCUGUAACCCCUUGCUCUACACAGUAACCAUGUCCCAGAAGCUCUGUCUCACUCUGGUGGUGGGAUCCUAUGCAUGGGGCUUCACGUGCUCUGUGACACUGACAUGUUCUCUUGCACAAUUGUCUUUUGUUGGUGUCAACACAAUUGACCACUUCUUCUGUGAAUUUUCUUCUUUGCUCGCCCUCUCUUGUUCUAACACACAAGAGACCCAGCUACUGCUAUUCAUUUUUACCACAUUUAAUGCGGUCAGCACACUCCUGCUCAUUCUCUUGUCUUACCUGUUCAUUGUUGUCACCAUUUUGAGGAUGAAUUCAGCCAGUGGACGCCGCAAAGCCUUCUCCACCUGUGCCUCCCACCUGACAGCUAUCACCAUCUUCCAUGGUACCAUUCUGUUCCUCUUCUGUGUGCCCAACUCCAAGAACUCCAGGCUCACAGUCAAAGUGGUUUCUGUGUUUUACACACUCAUUAUCCCCAUGUUGAACCCCCUGAUCUACAGUCUGAGGAAUAAAGAUGUUAAAGACACUAUCAUCAAAGUAAUGACCAUGAUUCCCUGUUACAGAUGUAGUUGUAGUUAUAUAUAG
Messenger RNA from Nannospalax galili (Upper Galilee mountains blind mole rat), 960 nucleotides. Its product is annotated as olfactory receptor 5D18-like. Gene Ontology annotation, cellular component: membrane. Lineage: Eukaryota; Metazoa; Chordata; Mammalia; Rodentia; Spalacidae. The record is from RefSeq and is a predicted model, not a curated record. Gene Ontology annotation, molecular function: odorant binding; G protein-coupled receptor activity; olfactory receptor activity. The transcript has a single exon. Gene Ontology annotation, biological process: G protein-coupled receptor signaling pathway; sensory perception of smell. Bases 1 to 960 code for a protein of 319 amino acids.